ACCUGAAGAGCCUGAAGAACUCAAAGAACCCAAAGAAUCUAAAGAAUCCAAAGAACUCAAAAAAACUAAAGAAUCUGAAAAGCAUAAAAACUCUGAAAAGCCAGAAGAAUCUAAAGAACCAGAAUUUUAA
Messenger RNA from Racocetra persica, 130 nucleotides. The record is from the annotation of a GenBank genome assembly. NCBI's taxonomy places the organism in Eukaryota, Fungi, Glomeromycota, Glomeromycetes, Diversisporales, Gigasporaceae.